Molecule: messenger RNA, 1493 nt
Organism: Cantharellus anzutake
Lineage: Eukaryota; Fungi; Basidiomycota; Agaricomycetes; Cantharellales; Hydnaceae
Exons: 9
Coding region: 92-1444 (450 amino acids)
Source: RefSeq, a predicted model, not a curated record
UAGAAACUAUAAAGUUCAGCCCUUGCCAAUGUUGAGCACCGAACAUUACCCCUUUGCCAUAACCCUCUUGGCGUCGAGCUGACCUUUCAACAUGGAGAGGAACCCAGUUUCCAUCCCUCCUGGCGUCAACCCUCGAGACUUAGAGAGGCCAAAGGGGAAAUUGUCAUUCAUUGCGUAUCUUGAGGAACACUCCGACAUCAUGGGUAAGGAAUGCCCGACUCCGGAGCACCACCAACCCGCAGACCCGCUUCGGCAAAACAUAAUUCACGCAUGUAUCAACCUUCGCGACAAGGACGUUUUGGGCUACGCAGAGGCGUUCUACCACCAACAACGUCUUCAGGGGGAUAGUGCUUUCUCGAUCAAGGCAGCGGAUGUACUGCGAUGGCUGAUUUUUGGGGUUAUGACUAUUUUCAUCCCUUUGGACAUAUUCGUCUUACUUCGCUGGACCUUGCCCCGAAUUCUAAACAGAAUUUCUCGAAAUCCUCAAGAACGGGAGAGCCUUUUCCCCCCAUAUGAAUGGUCUCUCAAAGCUAGUCUAUGGAUAAUUUUUGUUCGGCAUGCCAAGUCGACAACUCACAGACUCUCGACUCAACACUCACACAUAUCUGAUAUCAAACUGGGAAAAGAGUUGGUAGAGGCUCGAACAAAGCGAUUGGAAAUUUUGGAAGCACUAUAUCAAGACUGGAGGGAGGAAGAAGCUGAAGCCCUGACAAGGCUGCGAAAGUUGAAAACUGCUGCAAGCCCCGAACAUCGAGCAAAAAUCGACGAAUGGAGGCGAGAAGCCGCAAGCACCUGGGGGUGUAUUGUUUCUGAAUGCAAAAAUUUGAGAGAACAGAUCAAAACUCUAAAAACAGAGAUUGAGGAGAUUCGUGAGAUUGCUGGAACGCAAACUAAUGCACAGAUAACUGGAUACAGAGGAGUCGCUGAUUGGGCAAAGGAUACCCUCGGUGCCCAUAGCGGCAUCAUCAAGGCAGUAUCUGUUGUGUCUGUGUUGGGCGCCGGUGCAAGUUAUACCUCCAUUCUCAGUGCCACCCGCGGAGAUAUCUCGUACAUGAUCUGCUCCUUUGAAAUGUUUAUGAUUUGUCUCAUCAUCGCUGCUGCGGCUCAAGGAAUACUCACUUUGUGUAGUCGCCGGGUGAACGACUCGAUUCCGAACCUGCGGUUCUGGGGGUUUUUCGUAGUUGUUGUCGUGUAUGGGGCUGGAAUAUUUAUGGUAGCAGGCAUCUGCUUUCUGGUAGCUACCGUCCUGUACUUGGACUCCGACCCCGGAAAUCCACCAGUGAUCACCUUUUCACCGAUGUCUUCACUUUAUACCACGUUUGCGGUAUGGAGUUCAGCCCAAUCCCAGUAUCAAUGUGCAACUGACGCCUCUUUAGCUCUACGCCUUCCUUUGUAUAAUCAACAUUCUCUAUUGGGGUGUUUAUUCUUCUGCGCAUCGUCGUAAAGACUUGAUUUGGAGACGACCGGAGAGACCCGCGGCGAACGCGAAAAGG